UCACUUAGGGCUUCCGCUCCGGCCCCGCCAGCGAAGGGCUUGAGGCCGCUGGGCCUCACUACGCAUGCGCACCGCCUGCCCCCGCUCUUCGUUCGGGCUUCUCCUCCGGGCUUUUCCGAUUCCCGAGCCACUGAUCCCUGGGGGAGGGGAGACGUUUCAGCCAAUCCGGUGGCUUUACGACGCCGAGGCGCUUGACUCCCUCACCUUCAGCCAAUGAGCGAGCCGUUCGCCCUACGUCAUAGACUUUGUCCCAUCGCAACCCCCGCCUCUCCGGGCUGGGAGCUCAGUCCGCGCAGUAACAAAUGAAGUGCGCGCUGCGACACCUCCCAGCUCACCCGGCCCCGCCGCCAUUUCGUCGCCUGGCCUAACGGUUCGGCCAAUCCCGACACGUAUCGGAAAGGACUAGCGCUCCACCAAUCGGAGGCCGCUGACUCCGAGCUCACCUCCGGCCAGCCCAAUCCAGACUUCGGUCUCGCCGCCACCAGCCCGCCCCCGCCGCAUCCUCUCUCCUCCCUCUUUGUGCGUCUGGCGCCGCAGCCGCCCGCCGCGUGAGAGGACUGGCUCCCCGCGCUCCUCGGUAGCGUAGUCGGGUCCCCUCCCCCCCCGGAAGGUUCGCGAAGGAGAAGCCGCCGCCGAGGACGAGAAACCGCUGGUGCCGGUCCCCUGGGGCGCCAUGGCGACCGGAGCGAACGCCACGCCGCUGGACUUCCCAAGUAAGAAGAGGAAGAGGAGCCGUUGGAACCAAGACACAAUGGAACAGAAGACAGUGAUUCCAGGAAUGCCCACAGUUAUCCCCCCUGGACUGACACGGGAACAAGAAAGAGCUUACAUAGUGCAACUACAGAUAGAAGACCUGACUCGUAAACUGCGCACAGGAGACCUGGGCAUCCCCCCUAACCCUGAGGACAGGUCCCCUUCCCCUGAGCCAAUCUACAACAGUGAGGGGAAGCGGCUUAAUACUCGAGAGUUCCGUACCCGCAAAAAGCUUGAAGAGGAGCGACACACACUUAUCACAGAGAUGGUUGCUCUCAACCCGGACUUUAAACCACCUGCAGAUUACAAGCCUCCAGCAACACGUGUGAGUGAUAAAGUAAUGAUCCCCCAAGAUGAGUAUCCAGAAAUCAAUUUUGUGGGUCUCUUAAUUGGGCCUAGAGGGAACACUCUGAAGAACAUUGAGAAGGAAUGCAAUGCCAAGAUCAUGAUACGGGGAAAAGGAUCUGUGAAAGAGGGGAAAGUUGGGCGCAAAGAUGGUCAAAUGUUGCCAGGAGAGGAUGAACCUCUUCAUGCUCUAGUCACUGCCAAUACAAUGGAGAAUGUCAAAAAGGCAGUAGAACAGAUCAGAAACAUCCUGAAGCAGGGUAUUGAGACCCCAGAGGACCAGAAUGAUCUACGGAAGAUGCAGCUUCGGGAGUUGGCUCGUUUGAAUGGCACUCUACGGGAAGAUGAUAACAGGAUCUUAAGACCCUGGCAGAGCUCAGAGACACGCAGCAUUACCAAUACUACCGUGUGUACCAAGUGUGGAGGGGCUGGCCACAUUGCAUCCGAUUGCAAAUUUCAGAGGCCUGGUGACCCUCAGUCGGCUCAGGAUAAAGCACGGAUGGAUAAAGAAUAUUUGUCCCUUAUGGCUGAGCUAGGGGAAGCUCCUGUCCCUGCAUCUGUGGGCUCUACCUCUGGACCUGCCACCACACCCUUGGCCAGUGCACCAAGACCUGCUGCUCCUGCCAGCAACCCACCACCACCGAGUCGCCCACCCUGGAUGAACUCUGGCCCUUCAGAGAAUCGGCCCUAUCAUGGCAUGCAUGGAGGUGGUCCUGGUGGGCCUGGAGGUGGCCCCCACAGUUUCCCACACCCAUUACCCAGCUUGACAGGUGGGCAUGGUGGACAUCCCAUGCAGCACAACCCAAAUGGACCACCACCACCUUGGAUGCAGCCACCACCCCCACCGAUGAACCAGGGCCCCCACCCACCUGGGCAUCAUGGCCCUCCUCCAAUGGAUCAGUACCUGGGAAGUACGCCUGUGGGCUCUGGGGUCUAUCGCCUGCAUCAAGGAAAAGGUAUGAUGCCGCCACCGCCUAUGGGCAUGAUGCCGCCGCCUCCGCCACCUCCCAGUGGGCAGCCCCCGCCUCCUCCCUCUGGUCCUCUUCCUCCAUGGCAGCAGCAGCAGCAGCAGCCUCCGCCACCCCCUCCGCCCAGCAGCAGUAUGGCUUCCAGCACCCCCUUGCCAUGGCAGCAAAGAUCCCUUCCCGCGGCAGCGAUGGCCCGAGCCAUGAGAGUGAGGACUUUCCGCGCCCAUUGGUGACCCUUCCAGGCAGACAGCCUCAGCAGCGCCCUUGGUGGACAGGAUGGUUCGGCAAAGCAGCCUGAGUUAUUUUUGUGGACGGAAUCAGAACACGCUGGCUCCAUAUCGUGAAAUUUUUAUUAAUUUUUAUCUUUUUCCUUUGUUAUUUCCUUAUCUUUUCCUUUCUUCAGACUCCGUCCAAGGAGAUGCUCUCCCCGGUCUUCUGCUGCAGAUAGAAUCCUUUCCCUUGUCUCCAUUCCUCUCUACCCAAGGAGAGAGGAGCAAAUGGUUAGGCACAGACUUUGACCAUUAAUGUCAAGUUUGGUUGUAAAGGAGGGUCCUGUGUGGUUAAUCUUUGCCACCUUUUAAAGCAUCUUGAGAAUUUAGAUGUUGCUAGAAAGGGUUAAUCCAGCCCUGGGAUUCAUAUCUUCCAGCAGUAAGUGGGACAGCCCAAGCCACUAUAGACCUGCCUGCCAGCCUGGAGUCUUCCAUGCUCCUGAUCACCUAAACUGCCUCAGAUGCCAUUUGCUUCUCUUCUUCCUGGAAAGCUUCCCAUUAUGUUUUAUUUUGACCCCAGAUGUCCAGAUGUUUUGCAGUGUCUGGGGCUUGUGCCCCUUGUUCUUCGUUCAGCUUCUUUGCCCCUUCCCUCUUCAUGGAGUGAUUAUGUUGACAAUAAUGUGUAACGCCUUCUUUUCACUGGUUUAUCUACAGAAAUUUCUCUGGGCUUUUUUGUUGUUGUUGUUGUUUUUUUUUUUUUUUUGGUGUUUGAUUCAACACUGCACUAAAGGGGGGAAUGUUCCAUUGAAUAAAAGAGCAGUGUGGUU
Molecule: messenger RNA, 3102 nt
Organism: Alexandromys fortis (reed vole)
Lineage: Eukaryota; Metazoa; Chordata; Mammalia; Rodentia; Cricetidae
Gene: Sf1
Product: splicing factor 1
Biological process (GO): regulation of mRNA splicing, via spliceosome
Cellular component (GO): nucleus
Molecular function (GO): zinc ion binding; mRNA binding
Source: RefSeq, a predicted model, not a curated record